AUGGCUGGAAGAAAUGCAAUUAACAAACCAAAAAUCAAGAUGUUGGCACAGAGCCAUGCAAGAUCACUAAGCAGGAAAAGAGCAGCACGCUCAUCGGUCCAAACUAGAUCUUCUACUUCCAGAUACGCUUCAAAGUCGUUGACUGCACCAAGACCUACCGAUUCCAAGUCCUUGGCCUUAUAUACCGGUGAAACCCCGCUGUCGCAAUCCGUGAUGACAACAAACACAUUAUCGAAAAAGAGAGCAAAGAAAAUCGCUAGAAACCAGAAGUACUUGUCGCAAAAGCAAGAAGAUGAACUCAUGAUGGAUAUGGAUAAGCAAAUGAAGGAGAAAUCAAGAUUGGACAAAGUCAAAAAAGCAUUGUGGGACUUGAUUGAAAAUUUUGAAAAGAAUGGACCAACAGUGUUGCCAACAGGAGAAGGCACUACUUUGGGUGUGCAAUCAUUUUAA
This is a messenger RNA of Lodderomyces elongisporus, 450 nucleotides long. RefSeq lists its product as uncharacterized. The record is from RefSeq and is a predicted model, not a curated record. The transcript has a single exon. NCBI's taxonomy places the organism in Eukaryota, Fungi, Ascomycota, Pichiomycetes, Serinales, Debaryomycetaceae. Bases 1 to 450 code for a protein of 149 amino acids.